CUUAAUUCCCGGUUGGAAAUUUCCAAUCGAGUUCUGAACCCCAAGUUGAAAGCUGCACUUCAGACCCGUUUUCCCUGCCGAUCUUCCUCUUUCAAAGUCAGGCGCCUUUUCCCUGACGAUUUCUACUACUCCGUAUAAUACUCGCUGUUCCAGAGCUUUCCGGUGUUUCUUUUUGACGGGCCUUUCCGCCGUUGUUUGACCGGCAAGUGAGAGGAAGAGGGGUUGUAGGGAACGAGAUAGGUUUUGUUUUUUUGCGGGGAGGGAACGAGAUAGGUUAAAUUAAACCGUCCUUAAACUAUUUAUAUAUUUAUUUAUUAUGCAUGUUGGGUAGGUGAGGCAGUCUCCCCCAACCCACCCCAACACCCAGACACCCAGCAACCCACUGUCCAUGAACUUUUUUGAUGCAUCUGAGUCAACUCCUGAAAUUGAACAAAUGAGUGAGCCUUGCUGCUGAAGAACCUCUCAGAUCAGCAAGUUUGCUCGACCGCAGGCGUCAAGAAUCACUCGUACUACCGAGGAACAGGCAAGGCACACCUCUCCUUAUUUUACGAAUUUGAUCUUGAUUUAUAGUUUGUAUAUGGAUUACCAAGGGAACAAAGUAAGGGAUUUCCUGCAUGCUAAUGGAAAUGUGGUGCUCGAAAGAGUGGAUAACAACUCUGAUCUAAGAUCUUUCACUCAAAAAGAGAUAGAAGACAUCACUGAUGGGUAUUGCACCGUCCUGGGAGAAGGGGGUUUUGGCAAGGUUUACAAAGGAAAACUAGAUUACCAUCGUCCAGUCGCAGUGAAGAGAUACAAAAAUGGAACCAAUAAAAAAGAGUUCGCCAAGGAAGUGAUAGUGCAUUCCCAGAUAAAUCACAAGAAUGUUGUCAGACUGUUAGGUUGCUGCACGGAGGAAAAUGCGCUUAUGAUUGUUAUGGAGUUUGUAUGCAAUGGAAACCUCGAGAGCAUCCUCCAUUGCAGCAAUGCUAAUGGUCCUGCUGCGUUCCCUUUGGACAAACGUUUGGACAUCGCUAUUGAGUCCGCUGAAGUAUUAUCAUGCAUGCAUUCAAUGUAUAGUCCUGUUCUUCAUGGUGACAUCAAACCUGCUAAUAUACUUCUGGACGAGAAUCUUCGGCCAAAGAUAUCGGAUUUUGGGAUAGCAAGAUUGCUUGCUGCUGAAGAGAAUCAAUAUACCAGAUCUGUCAUUGGCUGUAUAGGUUACGUUGACCCUUUGUUCUGUCAGAGUGGGAUCCUAACUCCAAAGAGUGAUGUAUACAGUUUUGGAGUUGUUUUACUGGAAAUCAUCACGCGAAAGAAAGCUGUGGAUGGGAAUAUUAUCCUAGCUCAGAGUUUCGCCGAAGCCCUGAGGAAAGGGAAAAAAGUGAGACAAAUGUUUGAUGUGGAAAUCGCAAAUGAUAGAAAGAACAUGAAAUUGCUUGACGAUAUCGCAAAACUAGCAGCUGAAUGCUUGAAACUGGAGGAAAAAAUGCGCCCAGAAAUGGUUGAAGUAGCUGACAGACUUAGAACAGUUAGAAAAGCUUUCCAUCAGCGCAAGGGCAGAAAUUCUACAGGUACCAACUCUGGACUUACGAGAAGUGUAAAGGCAGACAAUACUCUACCACUUGUGGUGUCGACCAUUUCCAUGGAUGAACUGAAAGAAAUAACCAAUAACUUUAGCAAUCGUGCUCUAAUAGGAGAGGGCUCAUCGAGUGAAGUGUUCUUCGGAGUGCUGAAAGAUGGACAUAUAUCCGCAAUCAAGAAGCUUCAUCCUACUAAAGAAAUUAUUUUGGAGGUUCCGGUGGUCUCAAGAUUCAAACAUACGAACGUUACUCAACUUCUCAGAUACUGUGAUGAAGGAGGCAACCGUGUUCUUGCUUACGAGUACACAUCCAGGGGGUCUUUGCACGAUAUUCUCCAUGGUAAAAAGAAUGUUAUUGGAGCCGAACCAGGACCGGUUCUAUCAUGGGCGCAACGAGCGAAGAUUGCCCUAAGUGCUGCAACUGGGCUUGAGUUCCUCCACGAGAAGGCACAGCCUUGCGUUGUCCACACUUGCAUCAAGUCCAGCAACAUACUACUCUUUGACAGCGACGUCGCAAAGAUUGGCGGCGUUGGUGUCUCCAGACAGCCCGAAGACAUAGAUGAUAUUCUACUGGAUCGUAUAUAUCCUUUUCCCAGUUCCGGCUAUGAUACGCCUGAGUAUACAAUGAUUAGGCAAUUUAGCACAAAGGGCGAUGUCUUCUGCUUCGGUGUCGUGCUGCUGGAACUUUUAACAGGUCGGAAGGCAUUUGAUCGUACAUUACCCCGUGGCCAGCAAAAACUCGUGACAUGGGCUACACCAAAACUUAGCGAAUCCAAAGUGCAUCUAUGCGUCGAUAAGAGGCUUGGAGGAGAUUACCCAUUCAAGGCUGUCGCUAAGAUGGCUGCAGUCGCGGCGCUCUGUGUCCAGUACGAGGCGGACUUCCGGCCGAACAUGAGCAGCGUGGUCGAGGCUCUGACACCGCUAGUGAGCACCUGAAGCAUCUGGAGUGUGAGAUGUCGUCUUAUCUAGUACAGUAUGAGUGAAAUAGCACGUGAUGUGGUUUUGUAGCUGGGAGACGAAAUCUUCAAUUGAAACAUCAUGUAAUUUUAUUGCGUCUACUUUGACUGUAAAUGUAACAGGGUCUCAAACGGACAUGAAUUUGGUGCACAUGGGUGCCAGUGCUCCCUACACUUUCAGUUUUUUAAAACUUUUAAAAUCUCACACUUUUAUGUUUUAAAAAAUUAUGGCGUUAAAUAUGUAAAUAGAUAUGUUCAUGAGAAGUGUAUGCAAAAAUGUCCCAGUAAAAAAUACUUUAAAUUUUGGGACUGUCAGAAAUUUGUUUUUUUAUAUUGUUCAAAAUACAAAGUAUUUUUUAACGAAACUUUUUUGCAUACACCCCACCAGUAUAUAUCUAUCUAUAUAUUUAACGUCAUAAUUUUUUAAGACUUAGAAACGUGAGGUUUUAGAAUUUUAAAAAAUCUAAAAGUAAGGAGACCAGUGGUACCCAUGUGUCAAAGACAGUUUCCGGGUCUCAAACAGCCUAAUCUCAUAAUUACUCUUCAGAAGACUAGAUCUAUAUUUCACCAUACAACCAAAUACGGAGAAACUGUUGUCAAAUACCAUGGCGAUUAAAGACAUGCACAUAUUUAUAUUUUAUCCAUCUUUUUCUCACU
Molecule: messenger RNA, 3171 nt
Organism: Lolium perenne
Lineage: Eukaryota; Viridiplantae; Streptophyta; Magnoliopsida; Poales; Poaceae
Biological process (GO): protein phosphorylation
Molecular function (GO): protein kinase activity; ATP binding
Source: RefSeq, a predicted model, not a curated record